CCUGCCCCGCGCUCAUCCACUGUGUAGAAUUAAAACCUCUCCAAAGUAUAUGGUCAAAAGCAACAGUCAUCUGAAUUGUGACUGGUUCACUGAUAGUCCGAGGAAAAACUAGAGAUCACUACUCCAGCAUAAGCCCCAGUUUCCUGAUUGUUAGAAGAUGCUUGAUAUAAAGGCUUGGGCUGAAUAUGUUGUGGAGUGGGCUGCAAAGGACCCCUACGGCUUCCUUACAACCGUCAUCUUGGCCCUCACACCACUCUUUCUAGCUAGUGCUGUACUGUCCUGGAAACUGGCCAAGAUGAUUGAAGCCAGAGAGAAGGAGCAAAAGAAGAAACAAAAACGUCAAGAAAACAUUGCAAAAGCUAAACGACUAAAAAAGGACUGAAGGUGAACAGACUCUGCAACUGGACAAAACCGUCUGGGAAAUCUGCAGCUCUGGAAGGACGCACUAAGGUUCCAGUCGAUUUUGUGAUAGUAUUAUACAGUAAAUUAAAUCUGACCGUAUAGAAGAGUCAUGUUCUGACCUCAAUACUGUAGUAACUUUUAGUUUUGGAAAUAGAAGCUUGCUGGAACCCAGUGACAGGUAUUUAAGUUAGCAUUUACCAUACAGGUGGAGCAUACCUAAUGUGAAAAUUCAAAACUCAAAGCACUGUAAAAUCUAACACCUGUGUUCAGACACCAUGCCAAGAGUGGAAAAUUCAACACCCUAUUUUCUGAUGGGUUGCAGUCAAAAUACAGGUGCGCUCAAAAUCCAUAAAAUUAUCAUCAAACCAGGUGAAAUAUAAAUUAGCCUUGUGUUUGGAUUUGGAUCCCAUCCUCAAGGUAUUAUGAAAUACUCUAAAAUCUGAAAAAUACAAAUAAAAUGUUACUGGUCCCAA
Molecule: messenger RNA, 875 nt
Organism: Peromyscus eremicus (cactus mouse)
Lineage: Eukaryota; Metazoa; Chordata; Mammalia; Rodentia; Cricetidae
Product: small integral membrane protein 15
Exons: 1
Coding region: 158-382 (74 amino acids)
Source: RefSeq, a predicted model, not a curated record